Messenger RNA from Neltuma alba, 1954 nucleotides. RefSeq lists its product as uncharacterized. The coding region runs from base 1186 to 1845 and encodes 219 amino acids. The transcript is spliced from 2 exons. NCBI's taxonomy places the organism in Eukaryota, Viridiplantae, Streptophyta, Magnoliopsida, Fabales, Fabaceae. The record is from RefSeq and is a predicted model, not a curated record.
GGAUUCGAUUUCGACCAGAAAAGGCAGGGGAAGCGGUGAAGUGGCGAUAUUGGGAUGCACAAAUUUCGAAAAUUCAAUUGCAGCGUCAACGGCGCCGUUCAUGUCAGAUCAGAGCUUCAAGCUCGACCAGAAAAUCAACAGAAGAAGGACGGCGAUAAGGAGAUAGCUUAGACGGACGAAACUGCAAUUGAGGAAGAAGAGCAAGAAAUUGGAGGAGGAAAGUGCGAGAACAAGAGGCGUGGAGAGGAGGAUCAUAACUGUGAAGCUUUGAGCAAAUUCAGAGUUGAAGGAUCAUCUUCACGCUUUGUUAGAUCAUCAGGAGAUUUGGAUAUUCAUUUCUAGUGAUUUUGCUGGGUUAUUGUAAAGGGAUAUGCCAUCAAAUGAAAAUGGGCACAGCAAUAAGUCUCCGGUUUAUUUUAGCUGCUGGAAUUUGGAUCUUCCCUGUUGAAGUUGCUUGCUAACUUUUUGAUCUUUCUGUUUGAAUUAUAUUUGUUUCAGUUAUGGUUUUAGUUAUUAACAAGCAAUUAGAUUUGGUUUAGUUGUUCUCAAUUAGUUGCUUUUUUAGUCAACUGAAGAAAGACCAUGGAUUCGUGUUUAUGAUUUCUCUCCACCUUUCUUGCAGCAAAAUAAAAGUCACCCAAAAAGAUUUUUAUUCAUAGUUAAAUGAAUCUCAUUUUCUGACGUCUUUUACUCAGUAAGGAAGAAUUAAAGCAAGAAGAGUUAAGAAUUGAUAAGGGAUCGUUUGACCUCACGCCCAAACACAUCCUUGAUCUACCCAGAGAAUUCCUUGAGUUCUUGUGCGAUCAUUUAUCGUUUAGAGAUCAAAUUCAGUUUGCUAGAUGCUGCAAGUCAUUGUACUCAUUGGCAUUUAGAAGGCCUAACCCUAAAGCACGUGGGAAGCCAUGGCUUAUUGGACUUGCUGAAAAUCCUACUCUCUGUGGAAGAAUAUACAACGAGGUAACAUACCAUCAGAUACAAGCAAAAUCAUUCAAGCAUUCUGAUCCACAUAUUAUUGGAUCCUUCAAGGGAUGGAUAUAUGUGCAAUAUAAAUUAUACAAUUUAACUCAGCUUAUAAAUAUCUUCUCCAAUAUUCAUUAUGAUCUCCCACCUUUGUCUACUGUAAAGAAUUUUAUACCUUCUGAGAUAAAGCACAUUAGAGCUUUUGCAGUAUCAUUUUGUAAAUCUAUGAGACCAACUAUGAUUGCAACUGUUUCUGGUCUUGGAAACUUAGCCUUUUUCAAGAUUGGAGGCAGGGAAUGGAAAGGUCACAAAAGAGAAGAACAGUAUGUUAACCUGACAUUUUACAAUGUGAAAAUGUAUGUUAUGAGAAAGGAAUUUAAGCUGGUUGACAUAUUUGAAAUUGACGAGAAUUUGGAGCUCUCUCUUGUGGGUGUUAUAGAUUCUUCAGAAGUUAUUGAUGCUUCAUUACCAUUGCCUCCACCCUUCCUGGCCUACCUAGUGGUGGAUUCUAAAGAUAAUAAUCUUUUUGUUGUGUUACAACAUCGUAAGAUGUUUGGCUCUGUUUUGAUGGCCAUUGAGUUCGAGAUCUUUAAGACAAAAGAUGGAGAUCAAUUAGUGAAAGUGGAUGCGUUGGAUGGUCAAAUUGUGUUAAUGAGUGACACAUGUUCUGAGAUUAUUGAUGUUAAAGAUUGCUUUCCUUCUGCAUUUUUCCGGGGAAGCCAAAUAUGUUUCACUACUGGAUUUGAUCAUGAUUUUGGCAUUUAUUCCUUCAAUGAUGAAACCAUCAAAUGGUUAUUUCCACUCAAGGAAAUGUAUUUUCUACAUUGGAUGUUUCCUAGACUUGCAUCUUAUUGUGAAUCACAACCUUCAUCAUCAUCAUCAUAACUAUUUUCUGCUACUAUUAUUCUUCUCUGUAAAUUGAUAUACUGCAACAACAAAAAAUUCCUGGAUUUUUGGAUGCUCAAGACCAUGUUCUUUUAGAUUUAUUUCACUU